Messenger RNA from Daucus carota subsp. sativus, 1480 nucleotides. Its product is annotated as lanC-like protein GCR2. Gene Ontology annotation, biological process: peptide modification; carbohydrate metabolic process. Lineage: Eukaryota; Viridiplantae; Streptophyta; Magnoliopsida; Apiales; Apiaceae. Gene Ontology annotation, cellular component: plasma membrane. The record is from RefSeq and is a predicted model, not a curated record. The transcript has 7 exons. Bases 164 to 1378 code for a protein of 404 amino acids.
AAGUAGAGAAAGUAGACACCGGAAAUCGGAGUGAGCACUAGAGUUCGCUGAAGGGUGCAACGUGUCACCCCAUAUGUAAUAGCACGUGUGAAGAUAUGCUAGCAAACCAAACAUAAAGAGGGUGAGAUUCAGAGUUGAUCCAUAGUUGAACCAAGAAAUCGCCAUGGCAGAGCGUUACUUUGACAACGAAAUGCCAAAUUUCACCCCAGAAAACGCAGCUGUUGCUGCUAGCGAACAAGACUCUCUGGCGAAGCUUCUUUCUCUUCCGUACAACACACUCGCUGACAAGUUCAAAACAGCCGCUCUUCACCUUAAACAACUCGUUGUUAAAGAGACAUGGAGUCCCUCCAUGCGUGUCAGAGACUACACACUCUAUACUGGUGCUUUGGGCACGGCUUUCUUGUUGUUUAAAGCUUACCAGGUUGCUAAAAACCCCGAUGAUCUUCGUAUUUCCUCCGAUAUCAUCCGCGCCUGUGAUUCCCCUUCCACUGCCUCCUCUGGGCGUGUGACAUUCUUGUGUGGGCAGGCUGGUGUAUAUGCGCUGGGUGCUGUUGUAGCAAUGCACAGUGGUGACGAACAGCUCCUUUGUCACUAUUUAUCUCGAUUUAGAGAGAUUGUGCUUCCUACUGAUCUUCCAGAUGAAUUGCUGUAUGGUAGAUCAGGAUUCCUAUGGGCUUGCUCAUUCAUAUAUAAGAAUACUGGUCAUGAGGCAAUUACUGCCUCUCAAAUGAGAGCAGUAGUCAAUCAUAUAAUAAACUCUGGCAGACUUUCAAAAGGAAGAUGUCCCUUAAUGUAUGAAUGGCAUGGAAAAAAAUACUGGGGAGCUGCCCAUGGGUUAGCUGGAAUUAUGCAUGUUUUGAUGGACAUGGAAUUGAGCGCAGACCAGAAAGAGAGUGUCAGGGGGACUUUGCAAUACAUGAUGAAGAACCGGUUUCGCAGUGGGAAUUAUCCUUCAAGUGAAGGAAACGAAUCAGACCGUCUUGUUCAUUGGUGCCAUGGGGCUCCAGGAGUUGCUCUUACCCUUGUGAGAGCAGCUAAGUUCUUUGGUGAUGAGGAGUUCAAGCAAGCGGCCAUGGACGCAGGGGAUGUUGUGUGGAACCGUGGUCUACUUAAACGAGUCGGUAUCUGCCAUGGAAUCAGUGGAAAUGCCUAUGUGUUUCUUUCACUAUAUCAGUUGACAGGUGAUGUGCAAUAUUUGUACAAGGCCAAAGCAUUUGCUUGUUUUCUACUUGACAGAGCUCAAAAACUUAUAUCAGAGGGAAUAAUGCAUGGGGGAGAUCGCCCUUAUUCACUGUUUGAAGGCAUCGGGGGAAUGGCUUACCUCUUCCUGGAUAUGAUUGAACCAUCUAGUGCUGGAUUUCCUGCCUAUCAACUCUAACCAUAUAUCCUGUACUUCUUUGGAGUUCUUUUUAGUGCUUGUAAGGACUUUAAUGGUGUGUGUGUAUAAUAUGAAGUUUGAACUUUUGCCGGUUUUCAUGUU